AUGUCAAACUCUGAUAAAACAGCUAAAAAAAAUUAUUUUAAUCAGAAUAAUCGAGCUAAUCCAGCAAAAGCCAAGUCUUAUUUUGAAAGUAAAAAGUCCACAGUUAUCAGUGAAAAUGGAGAGUUGCAUAGGGAAAAACGAGAAGAAAUUAAUCGUUGCCAAAAUGAGAGAAAUGAGGCCAGACGAGAAGCAAUUAAUCGUCGCCAAAAUGAAAGAAAUAAGGCUAGGCGAGAAGAAAUUAAUCGUCGCCAAAAUGAAAGGAAUGAGGCUAGACGUGAAGAAGUUAAUCGUCGCCAAAAUGAAAGGAAUGAGGCUAGACGUAAAGAAGUUAAUCGUCGCCAAAAUGAAAGGAACGAGGCUAGACGUGAAGAAGUUAAUCGUUGCCAAAAUGAAAGAAAUGAGGCUCGACGAGUAUUAUUUAGGCGUGGAAUGCAUUGCAUAGCAAGAAAUAAUGUUUUUAUAGAGAGUAAUAACCUAGGAGAAAUGAACCAUAAUUGUCAGUAUUGUGGUGCUAAAAUUUUUUUAAAUGAAACACAUUUUUUGUGCUGCCAUUCAGGAAAGGUUGUCUUACCUCCACUUUCACCUUAUCCACCGCUGAUGGUUGAUUUAAUGACAGGCAACCAUGUUGAUCGUGCUUUGAAUCAAAAUUUUUUCAAGCAUAUACGAAAUUAUAAUGCCUGUCUAUCUUUUGCUUCAUUCAUAGCCACAAUAGAUCCUCCGUCAAAUCGUGGUCCACCCUGUUUUAGAAUUAGUGGGCAAAUUAUGCAUCGUAUUGGUAAUCUAAGACAUCAGCAAGGGGAUCCACCUGCUUAUUGUCAAUUAUAUGUUUAUGAUCCUAAUACUGCUUUAAACUUUCGAAUGGAGCAAAAUGAUUGUUGCAUACGUGAGUUAAUGGAACUUUUGCAGACUAUAAUUAAUCAGGAGAACCCAUAUGCGCUUGCAUUUAAAAACAUGGCAGAAGUUGAAGAUGCAGAAAUUCGUCAAGUUGCUAUAGAAGGUCGACCGAUUUCUGUUGUCAAAAUGUCGUUGCUCGAGGGUUGUGAUAGACGUCGAUACAAUCUUCCAUCACAUGAAGAGAUUGCCAUUGUGUUUGUAGGAAAUGAUGGUGCUCCACCUCCAUCUAGAGAAGUUGUUAUUUAUCCUCGAGGCCAAUCCUUAAAAACAAUUUCAAGUAUGUCUGCAAAUCUAGAUCCAAUGAUAUAUCCAAUAUUUUUUCCAAGAGGUGAUGCAGGAUGGCAUGAUCAACUAGAGCACAAUCCUGACCGAGCAACACGUGUUCGAAAUCGUUAUGCUGUUGAUGCAUAUGUCAAGAUUGAAGGACAGCGCCUUGCUUUUAUCAGAAAUAACCAAAACAAACUUAGAAGUGAACAAUACGAUACAUUACAUGAGUAUGUAAAUAAUGUUGCAAAUAACCUUAAUCUAGAAACAGCAGAGGAUAUUGAUAGUUUAAUAUCAGCUGAAAUUCCAAAUCAAACUGUUGAUCCUGAACUUUUUGAAAUUGUAAAAACAUGUAUGAUUCAUGGACCAUGUGGGAUUUUAAAUCCCAAUUCUCCUUGCAUGAAAGAUGGAGUUUGCAUAAAAAAAUUUCCUAAAGAGUUUAAUCCUUGCACUGUUGCAAUUUUCAAUGGUUAUCCUAACUACAGGCGUUUAGAUAAUGGUAGAGUAGUCAUUAUAAAAGGUAACCAAGUUGAUAAUCGAUGGGUCGUACCCUAUAACCCCUGGUUAUCAAAAAAAUACCAAGCCCACAUUAAUGUUGAAGCUUGCAUGUCUAUUAAGUCAGUGAAGUAUUUAUAUAAAUAUGUUUAUAAGGGGCAUGAUUGUGCGAAUGUGGUAAUUAAUGAAAGUGUUGACCAUGAUGAAAUUAACACAUAUUUAGACUGUCGCUUUGUUUCCGCCCCAGAGGCUCUUUGGCGAAUAUAUGAGUAUUCCAUAAGUGAUAUGUCACAUACUAUUAUCCACCUUCAAAUCCACCUUCCUGAUAAUCAGAGAGUAUAUUUUAACGAAGGAGAAGAACAAGUAGCUAUCAAUCGUGCAGCACAGCGUGACACUCACCUAACCGCUUGGUUUAAGUUAAAUGCUGAAAAUAAUGAAGCACGUCAGUAUUCUUAUGUUGAAAUUCCAUAUCACUUUGUUUUUGGUAAAAAUUGCAUGUGGAAAGUAAGACAACGAGGUAGUGAUAAGGUGGUUGUUCGAAUGUAUAAAGUCAGUUCAUUUUGCGAAUUAUUUUUUCUCAGGUUGUUACUUUUGCAUGUAAAAGGUGCAAAGUCUUUUGAGGAUUUGCGUACUGUUCAUGGUACUGUUUUUGAUACAUUUCGUGAAGCAUGUUAUCAUUUAGGUUUAUUGCAGGAUGACAUUGAGUGGAGAAAUACAUUAACUGAAGCUGCUGCAACUCGGAUGCCUAAACAAAUUAGGCUACUGUUUUGCAUCAUAUUAACUUUAUGUGAACCUGAUGAUCCUUUACACCUUUGGAAUACAUUUAAAAAUUAUAUGGUUGAGGAUUAUAUACACCAUUCAAUGCCAGUCGUACUUGCUGAGCAGGCAGCUCUUCGUCAAAUUGAAUCUAUAAUUAAUCAGAGUGGUAAAACCUUAGCUGAUUAUAAUUUGCCAGCUUUAGAUCAGUUUUUAGAUAAUGUCCCAGAAAAUGAUGAUGAAGAUGUUCAGGUGUUUAUUGAUGAAGCAAACCGAGUUAGACCAUUAUUGAAUGAUAAUCAACGUAAUGUAGCUGAUGCGAUCCUUGCUGCACUAAGUGUGGAACCUACUAAUGAAAAAAAGCAUUCAAGGUUGUUUUUUAUGGAUGGGCCUGCCGGUUGUGGUAAAACAUGUACUUAUAACUAUUUAAUUUCUGAAACACAGAGCAGGCAUAUUAGAACUGCAACAGCUGCAUGGACAGGAAUAGCUGCAACUCUUCUCAAAAAUGGGUGCACAAUGCAUGGCUUAUUCAAACUUCCUGUUCCAAUUUUGGAAACUAGCACAUGUAAUGUAACUCCAAACUCUAUUCAUAGUAGAUUCCUGAGACAAAUCAGUUUGUAUUUACUUGAUGAAGCAUCUAUGAUACCCAAAUAUGCUUUGAGUGCCAUUGAUAAGCUAUUACAAGAUAUUUGUAAUAACAACUUUCCUUUUGGUGGUAAGGUUAUUCUUAUGGGUGGAGACUUCAGACAAAUACUUCCAGUUGUGAAGCGAGGUCGACCAGCAGAAGUUAUAGAAUCAUGUUUAAAAUGUUCUGAACAUUGGCAAUAUGUGCAAAGGUUCUCAUUAACUGUAAACAUGAGGGUUCAGAUAGAAGAAGAGGAAUUUUCUCAAUGGCUUUUAAAGCUUGGAAGUGGAACAUUACCUGUCAAGCCUGAAGAUCCUUUACGAGGGUGUAUUGAAAUACCUGAGCAGUGCUUUCUCAGUGAUAAUGAAUCUAUUGUGGAGAAGAUUUUCGGUGGUGCAGAAGAAGCUGAUUAUGCAAAACGUGCUAUUUUAACGCCAACAAAUGUUGAUUCAUUGGCAAUAAAUGAAGAAGUCCUUCAUUGCUUACCCGGUGAUGUGAAAACAUAUUUAAACGAGUUUUUAAAUAGUUUGACUCCAUCAGGUAUGCCUGUUCAUUGCCUAAAAUUAAAAAUUGGUGCUGUUAUAAUGCUACUUAGAAAUUUAGAUCUCAAAGGUGGACUUUGUAAUGGAACCCGUUUGAUGGUGCGUGCAUUACACAACAAUUAUAUUGAUGGUGAGGUUUUAACAGGUGUAUCAGCUGGUAACAGGGUAUUUAUUCCUCGAGUUCAAUUAGCUCCAUCAGAUGCAAAUUUACCUUUUACACUUAAACGCCGUCAGUUUCCAGUUAGGUUAGCAUACUCAAUGACCAUAAAUAAAAGUCAAGGUCAAACAUUUGAAAAAGUUGGUGUUUAUCUCAAAAAACCUUGCUUUUCACACGGCCAAUUAUAUGUUGCAUGUUCAAGAACAAGAUCAUUUAAUAGUUUGUUUUUCAAAGUUGAUAAACAUCCAUUACAAGGUAUGUCAUUUAACAAACAUUACACAAAUAAUGGAGUAAAUUUCAAAGCACAAUUUGAUAUAGCCUAUUCAAUAGGCUAUUGUAACAAUUGUUUGAAAUUUUCUUCCAAAAGGAAAGACUUAAGUAAACGGGAUAGAGAACUAUUUUACAAACACAUGGGUCACUCUAAAGAGACAAACGAAAAUACGUACCAAUGUCAAUCUGGUGUUUCAGCAGUUUUAAAUGUUGGUGUAAAACUUCUCAAAAUGGAUUUAGGUGUGUCGCAAAACAAUGAACAAAGUGCAUUUUCUACAAAUAACGAUUUGUUUGCUUAA
This is a messenger RNA of Hydra vulgaris (swiftwater hydra), 4302 nucleotides long. Lineage: Eukaryota; Metazoa; Cnidaria; Hydrozoa; Anthoathecata; Hydridae. The record is from RefSeq and is a predicted model, not a curated record.